This is a messenger RNA of Cheilinus undulatus (humphead wrasse), 2897 nucleotides long. RefSeq names its product chimerin 2 (gene chn2). The coding region runs from base 563 to 1960 and encodes 465 amino acids. The record is from RefSeq and is a predicted model, not a curated record. NCBI's taxonomy places the organism in Eukaryota, Metazoa, Chordata, Actinopteri, Labriformes, Labridae. The transcript has 13 exons. Gene Ontology annotation, biological process: signal transduction; positive regulation of GTPase activity; regulation of small GTPase mediated signal transduction. Gene Ontology annotation, molecular function: GTPase activator activity.
UUGCAGUGUGAUUGUUGUGUGUUUUGGAUCCUAAAAACAGAACUGAAAUCGAGUAAUUUUGGGCUUCUUGUGCUGGAAUCUGGCAACUCAAACUUUCACUUUAAGAAGGCGCGUCUACGCUGCAGUGUAGUGUGUUUAUUACAAUCCUUAAAGUGGCACAUGGAAACCAUAACUGCCGAUGCCUACAUGGCACACAUCUGAACCUACAGAUUGUGUCUGUCCUGCGCGAGGGAGCUCUCUGUCGAAACUGAUCUAGGGAGUAUAUUCCUGUAAGCCUGCCUGACUAUUUUUAUUCUGUUGCAGCGGCAGCACCUCCACUGUUUGCGGCAGCUUGAGCUGCUCACUACACCGAGCCGCGCGGCGAGCCGAGGACUCAGACGGACGGGUGGUGGAGGAGGAGGUGGUGGUGAGGGGCUCUGGACGAGACAUGAAAUAGUCACCCGUCGAGCCGACAGAGGUGAAGCACACUGGGACGGGAGUGAAAUGGCACCACCACCGGGUACGAGCUGCUGUGAGCGCACCUUGGCAAAACGGGAGUAACCGAGCCGUGACAGCGGGUGGGAUGGCAGCAUCGAGUAACUCCAGCCUCUCAGGUUCAUCUCUGUCCUCUGACCCUGAGGAUUACCAGCCGCCCAUAUGGAAGUCAUACUUGUACCAGCUACAGCAGGAAGCUCCAAGACCAAAGAGGAUCACAUGUCCUCAGGAGAUGGAGAGCAGACCAAAGUACUAUGGCAGAGAAUUUCAUGGCAUGAUUUCCCGAGAAUAUGCAGAUGAGCUGCUGGCUGGAGUGGAGGGUUCUUACCUCAUCAGAGAGAGUCAAAGACAGCCAGGGACACACACCUUGGCCUUGAGGUUCGGGCUUCAGACCCUUAACUACAGAUUGUUCUAUGACGGGAAGCACUUCGUUGGGGAGAAGAGGUUUGAGUCGGUCCACGACCUCGUGACAGAUGCCCUCAUCACACUCUACAUCGAGACCAAGGCAGCGGAGUACAUUGCCAAAAUGACCACCAACCCCAUCUAUGAACAUCUCGGUUACACCUCACUGCUGAAGGACAAGAUGGUGCACAGGCUGAGCCGUGGACGCACAGAACCACGAAGAGUCACCUUUCAGAGGGAUGAAAGGAUCUCCUCACCUCUGGUGCGACGGAGUGCCUUGAAAGAUACAACGGAGAAGCAGUGCUCCUACGAGAAAAUACACAACUUCAAGGUACAUACCUUUCGAGGGCCACACUGGUGCGAGUAUUGUGCCAACUUCAUGUGGGGCCUCAUCGCACAGGGGGUCCGCUGCUCAGAUUGUGGACUGAAUGUACACAAACAAUGCUCCAAACUUGUUCCCAGCGACUGCCAGCCAGACCUGCGCAGAAUAAAGAAAGUGUUCAGCUGUGACCUCACCACACUUGUCAAAGCUCACAACACGACACGGCCCAUGGUGGUGGAUAUGUGCAUCCAAGAGAUAGAGCUCAGAGGUUUGAAGUCUGAAGGUCUCUACAGAGUCUCUGGAUUCUCGGAGCACAUAGAGGAUGUGCGGCUGGCUUUUGAUCGAGAUGGUGAAAAGGCUGACAUCAGUGCCAGUGCCUUUGCAGACAUCAACAUCAUCACUGGUGCUUUGAAGCUCUACUUGAGAGACCUUCCCAUUCCAGUCAUUACGUUUGACUUGUACCCCAAAUUUAUUCAAGCUGCAAAAAUUCCAAAUGCUGAUUCCAGACUGGAGGCAAUACAUGAGAGUUUGCUGCAGCUCCCUCCAGCCCACUAUGAGACCUUACGGUACUUGAUGGCCCACCUAAAGAGGGUGACACUGUUCGAAAAGGACAAUUUAAUGAAUGCUGAGAACCUGGGGAUUGUCUUCGGUCCAACGCUUAUGCAGCCAACAGAGCUGAAUGCCUUGACAACCCUGAAUGACAUGAGGCUACAGAAACUCGUGGUGCAGCUCAUGAUCGAGCAUGAAGAUGUCUUAUUCUAAGGACUGAGGCAUGCAGGCCCUUUUUACACACACGAAGGAAAAUUAUUUAUUCUGUCUAAGAGGAAAUUCAAGCCACCUAGAUUCUGAUGAAGUUUCUCAACAGUUUGUAUCAAAAUGAACUUCAAACUCUUUUCUCUCGCAUGACUGUUUCAGUUGGAGUUUGUUUAGUGUUAACAUCGUCUCAUUGCUGUAUGUUUUGGGGCUUUCUUUCCCAGCAAAGACCAUCAUUUGUUUUUUAAAUUAAAAAGGAUCGUGUAUGUUUAACUUCCUACAGCGCUGUUCCUCUUCUGUUUAAAUUGAAGACUACCUGGUGUAGACUGUGUCAUGUCAGUGCUGAGUGAAACCUGUCCCCAGGCUGGUUGUCAAUCAUUGAAAGUCUGGUUUUGAGUAAACCAACGUCACAGCAGCAGCUGGGCCAGCGUUUCUAUAUGACGUGUGAAUAUUAAGAUUUAAAUAGGAACUCUGGUGUAAACUUUAUUGCCCAUAAAAUCAGAUCAUGAAAUGAUCACGAUGUAAACUGUGUGUACUUAAAUAUGAGAGAAGAGACUGUUGGGCGCUCAUGAAGCACUUUUUGCAACAAGUGUACAGAUAAAUUUUUGUAAAGAUGUUUAUUUUUGUCUUUUACUCUGCAUCUUUUUUUUUGUCACAUUAAUAUAAACUAGUGAAAAGAUGUUUGUUUCAUUGAUGUCAGUACAGAACUGUUCACAUGAGAGAAGAAGAAACAGAACAGCAAAAGUUUGUUGAUGUACUAUUUUCAUUUGCACUGUGCUCAGUGUUACGGUGGGAUUUUAGAUCAAUUUUCUUAUUUAACAUGUCUUACGUGCAACACAUGAGCAACAUUCUUCUGCAAACAUGCUUGUUUCCACUUUUGUAUUAUUUCUGUUUACAUGCUGUAAUCUGGGAAAUGUUCAGGUGAAAUUAAACAUCUAUUAUUUUC